Messenger RNA from Prunus armeniaca (apricot), 1455 nucleotides. The record is from the annotation of a GenBank genome assembly. Lineage: Eukaryota; Viridiplantae; Streptophyta; Magnoliopsida; Rosales; Rosaceae.
AUGACCGACUUUCCUUUGAGAUCAAUCCUUCAUAGCCCUGAUGCCUCUCAACGACUCAUGAAGUGGGCUAUAGAGCUAAGCCAAUAUGACCUCAUCUACCGGCCAAAAGCUGCAAUAAAAGCCCAGGCUUUAGCUGACUUCGUAGCGGAGUUCACCCCAUCGGCCGAAGAAGAGAAAAUGGUCAACGAAAAGAAGGAAAGUUCAAAAGCAGACAGGACCCCCGCUGAACCUAGCCAACCUAGAGACACGUGGCAGUUGCGGGUAGACGGAGCGUCAAACCAGAAAGGAGCUGGAGCGGGUGUCGUCAUCAUCACCCCAGACGGAACCUUGUUGGAGCAAGCUAUCACGCUUGGAUUCCCGGCCUCGAACAACGAGGCAGAAUACGAGGCAUUGCUCGCCGGCCUGCGCUUGGCAAAGGAACUCGCAAUCAAGAAGCUAGCCAUUUACUCAGAUUCCCAGCUGAUCACGAAUCAAGCGUCAGGUGAAUACAUGGCGAAGCACCCAAGGAUGAUCUUGUACCUUGACAAAGUCCAGGAGUUGUUGAAGGCGUUUCCUACCUUCACCAUCCAACAAGUACCCCGGGCAGAGAACGCACAUGCAGAUGCGCUAGCCAGUCUAGGGUCAGCGUUGGAUACCCAGUUCAGACGCUCCAUCCCAGUCGAACACCUUGACCGGCCAAGCAUUGAAGAGGUAGAGCCAAUCAACACCAUGCGAAUUGACGAAGACCCCAGCUGGCAAGACCCCAUCGUUGACUACUUAGUGAAUGGAAACCUACCCGCGGACAAGUCCGAGGCUAGGAAGGUCCAGCAGAAGGCCGCGAGAUACUACAUGCACGACAACAAGCUCAUCCGCAGAUCAUACUCCGGCCCUCACCUUACCUGCAUAAAAUACCCUCAAACACUUGAGGUCCUCUGCAAAAUUCACGACGGCGAGUGUGGCAACCACUCUGGGGGCAGGUCACUCGCCCAGAAGGCUCUAAACAUAGGCUACUUCUGGCCUACCAUGCGCCACGACUCCGCUGAAUAUGUCAAAAAGUGUGAUCGUUGCCAACGGUACAAGCCGAUUCCUAAUUUGCCUGCCGAAGUUUAUCAUCCGCAAAACAGUCCAUGGCCAUUCAUGCAAUGGGCCAUCGACUUAGUGGGUCCCUUGCCACCGGCGCCCGCCAAGAAAGAAAUGAUGAUCGUCGCCACCGACUACUUCACUAAAUGGAUCGAGGCUGAAGCUCUAUCCUCUACUAAAGAAGCCGAUGUGGAGCGAUUCAUCUGGAGAGAAACAUCAUAUGCCGAUUUGGCUGCCCACAAUCGCUGGUCACUGAUAAUGGCUCACAGUUCAUUGGCAAGCAUAUCACCGCCUUCUUUGCGAAAUACAAGAUCAAACAACACCUGUCAACUCCGAGGUAUCCACAAGGAAAUGGGCAGGCCGAGGCAUCCAACAAAGUCAUAUUGGACUGCUUGA